GCCAAAACCAGGUAACCAAGAGAAAACGAGACAGCGUGAAAAGCCUUGAGGGCGCGUAAUGGGGUUAGCGUGAGACGAACCGGGACUGUUUUUUUCUGCCUUCUUUACCAGUCAAACCAGUAACUCUGGAUAGAGAGCACACAAGUACUGCAACAGUUUUUACCCUUGUGGUCCCUGAUGGCUUCGCACAGUGAUACUCUGGUGGUGUUCUUUGGGGCAACAGCUGGUGCAAAUGGGGGUAAACUGGGGUCGGAUGAAAGGGAAUUAAUUCUCUUGGUGUGGCAAAUUGUGGAUCUACAUGAGAAUAAGGUGGGCAAGCUUCAGCGGACUCUAGUACAGCCGGACAGUGCGGAUCUGUCGGAGCAGUGCAAGGAGGAAACCGGGCUCACGGCGGACGAGCUGUGCAAGGCCGAGCCCCUGGAGAGCUCCUUGCAACAGUUUCAUCAGUCUGUGUCAGCUGAACUGAAGUCUCUGGGCAGAAGCUCCUACACGCUGUGUGUGGACGGACCACUGCUUAUUCGACAGGUGCUGCACCCUGAGGCCUCCAAAAAGAAUCUAGUGCUGCCAGAGUGCUUCUACACAUUUGUGGACUUGAAGAAAGAGUUUCACAAAUGCUGCCCAAACGCAGGCCCUGUCAAAGAUCUCACUCUCACCUCCAUGCUGGACUAUGUGUGUAUUCCAGCAGCAGUGGAGCAGGAGGCCGGACUAAGGGAGGUGAAGAACAUGGUUUUGCUAAUUCUUCAUCUCCUGGAUGAGCCUUACAAUCACAAAUUCUCCACUUUUGAGACCGUAAGCUACAAGUUUGAAUCCGGAGCAUGCAGUAAGACAGAAGCUGUGGACAGUGAGACGGUUAUCAGAGCUCGUGGGUUGCCAUGGCAGUCAUCUGAUCAGGACAUCGCUCGCUUCUUCAAGGGCCUCAACAUUGCCAAAGGUGGCGUUGCGCUGUGUUUAAAUGCUCAGGGCCGGAGGAACGGAGAAGCUUUGGUGCGCUUCAUAAACUCUGAGCACAGAGACAUGGCACUGGAUCGACAUAAACACCACAUGGGCAACAGAUACAUUGAAGUGUAUAAAGCGACUGGAGAGGAAUUUCUAAAGAUUGCAGGAGGCACAUCCAAUGAGGUAGCUCAGUUUCUUUCUAAGGAAAACCAAGUGAUAAUCCGAAUGCGUGGGCUUCCGUUCACUGCUACUCCUCAGGAUGUUCUGGGCUUCCUUGGCCCAGACUGCCCAGUGACUGAUGGGACAGAGGGGCUUCUGUUUGUGAAGUACCCAGACGGACGUCCCACAGGCGACGCGUUUGUUCUCUUUGCCUGCGAGGAAUAUGCCCAGAAUGCCCUGAAGAAGCACAAACAGAUCCUGGGCAAGAGAUAUAUUGAGCUGUUCCGCAGUACUGCAGCUGAGGUCCAACAGGUUUUGAAUCGCUACAUGUCCACUCCAUUGAUCUCCACACUUCCUCCUCCGCCUUCGAUGGUAUCUAUGCCUGUGUUAGCCUCGUCACCCUUCAUCACCACCGGCAGCACGCGAGACUGCAUCAGGCUGAGAGGUCUGCCGUACAUCGCUGCCAUCGAGGACAUCCUGGAGUUUAUGGGAGAACACACCAUUGAUAUCAAACCACAUGGGGUGCACAUGGUCUUUAACCAACAGGGUCGACCCUCUGGUGAUGCCUUCAUUCAGAUGAAGUCAGCUGACCGUGCGUUUAUGGUGGCUCAGAAGUGCCACAAGAAGAUGAUGAAGGACCGUUACGUGGAGGUGUUCCAGUGCUCCACUGAGGAGAUGAGCUUUGUGCUGAUGGGGGGCACGCUUAACCGCAGCGGCCUCUCGCCGCCUCCUUGCAAACUGCCCUGUCUCUCUCCACCAACAUAUGCUGCAUUUUCUGCAAAUCCAGGUAUGCUUCCCACUGAGGCAGCGUUGUAUCAGCCCCCCCUGCUGGCCACUCCAAGAACUCCACAGGGCCCAGCACAUAACCCUGCACCUGCUUUAGCCUACUACUCUCCACAGCUCUACAUGAACAUGAACAUGAGCUACACCACCUACUACCCCAGUCCACCGGUCUCUCCCUCCACGGUGAGUUAUUUUGCGGCCCCGCCGGGUUCAAUAGCAGCAGCGGGUCCUGCCCUCCUUCCCCCUCAGCCCGGGGCACUGGUGCGAAUGCAGGGUCUGCCAUACAACGCUGGGGUCAAAGACAUCCUCAGCUUCUUUCAGGGAUAUCAGCUCCAGGCGGACUCUGUGCUCAUGCUGUAUAACUGGAGUGGUCAGCGCAGUGGGGAGGCACUGGUGACCUUCCCCAGUGAGAAAGCGGCCAGACAGGCUGUAGCCGAAUGCUCCAAUCUUCCCCUCUCCGGCCACCCCAUCCGCCUGGCCUGCUGCGAGUGACCACACACAGACCAUUACACCCCCUGAGGGAGGACCGCACUUCACCUGUCUCACCCCUUUCUCCCUCAUUACCUGUCUUUUGGCUUUCCAGACAGUUGUCCUGUUGUUCUUGACACGAAGUAGGACGGGACCUGACACAGAAGCACUGUAUAUAAGUUUAUAUACACACGGUUAACCAUCUCCGUAGCAUUGCCUCACUGCUUGUGUGUUUGUGUGUGAAAUUGAGAUCAGUGGCAUGCAUGCUAAACUCUUCCUGUGGCUUUUGAUGUCAAGAUCUCUUCUGUCCUAUUUCAAGACUUAAAGUAAAGGUUAUGGAACACGAGGUCUUCCUGUUGUUAUAAACACAGCUGGGCAGUCCAGUCAGGCUGCAGUCCUUGCCUUACACUAGGGAACCAAAGUGCAAUGCAAUACUUUUUUGCCGUUCUGGAUAAAGGAAUAUUUUGAAAUAGUGAGAUUGUAAGAAACCAAAUAUAUGCUUUGAGACCGUUAUGUUGCACAUAGGAUUAAAAAAGGGCAUAAUGGUUUUUCCCCAGUGUACCUCUGCACUGUUUGGACUUACAGCCUUCAGACUUAUUCCUUAUUUAAUAGAGAUCAGACCAAGUAUGUACUCCAUAGACUUGCAUGAACUGAUUUUUAGUUAAAUCCAUUUGAAAUUGAAUCAUUUUUUUUAUUUAAAGUAAAAGAGUUGUUUGUGUGAUCUACAUUCAGUAAUGCUUGUUCUUUAUAUGAAUUACAUCGAUAGAGGUGUGUAUUCUGUUGCCCCCAGAGUCCUGUGAGAAUGUGCAGACUGAACUUUGCCGAGGUCUUACCUUGUUUUGGACUUUAUAAUGAUUUGAAAUGCGGUCUAUGUAUGUUCUUUUCUACUGCUACCAGACUGCUUUAAUCAUGAGCUUCAUUUUUUCCCCCAUGACUACAUUACCUGGAGUGCAAUACAAGGCUGAACAAAAUAUCACACCUCUCUGGUGAAAGAAGGGGCCUUUUUCCCCCAAAAAUGUAUGAAAUGUUUAUGUAUGUGUGUAAAGAAAUGUGACUCUUAGAUGCAACAAAUAAAUUGAUAUUUCUCUGACAUC
Carassius carassius (crucian carp) is the source of this 3440-nucleotide messenger RNA. RefSeq names its product epithelial splicing regulatory protein 2 (gene esrp2). The transcript is spliced from 16 exons. Gene Ontology annotation, cellular component: nucleoplasm; ribonucleoprotein complex. Gene Ontology annotation, molecular function: mRNA binding. Lineage: Eukaryota; Metazoa; Chordata; Actinopteri; Cypriniformes; Cyprinidae. The record is from RefSeq and is a predicted model, not a curated record. Gene Ontology annotation, biological process: regulation of RNA splicing. Bases 178 to 2370 code for a protein of 730 amino acids.